AUGCCGAUCUCUGGCCUUGGCCUUUGGCCAUUCACCUUUUCGUUUAGUUGGUGGCUGUUGUCCCGAUCUACUGUGCCACCGGUUGUUGGCCUGCGAGAAACCCUUGGUUGUUGGCCUUCAUGGCUGCUCCUCGUGCUAUCCUUUUUUCUCGGUAUAAUAGCCUUCCAGAAAAUCUGGUCCACGAGUUCUUCCUCCCCAGCUGAUUGCGGAAUGGUUUACAACUCCUGGCUGGAUUCAGAGUUGUACAAACAGGUCGAGGCAGAGCAGCUACUAGGAACUACCAAUGGUGGUCAGUCGACUUCUCCGCCUCAGCAAAACUACCUGCAUUCGGCACCAGUAUACUCGUACGAGACUCCCGCACCUACUACUACCCAGCAUACUAUGUAUGGCGAAGCCCCCAUGAGCAACGACCAAGCCCUGGAUCCUGCUGAGCUAUAUGAUGCGGAUACAUUUCAAAGUUACAUCCCGGACUCCCUGCCCUCAUUUCUCAAUCAAGAUAUCGAUCAGCGCGACAUUCAUAGUGCUGCCGGACAGCGUUCGCGCAACGGUUCUUUCAGCUAUUUCCGCCAUGCUUUCCCCUACUAUCCGUCUGCCAACAAUCUGGGCUUUUCUGGCUCAGACCUCUCCGAAUCAUGCCCCAUUACGCCCGCCCAGGCGAUCCGGCAUCAAGAAGAGGUUCACCCUCACCCUGGCCAUCCGGUCAAUGACGAUGGAUCAGAACAGCCGCACGCGAGCGAACAAUCCCCCGCUGCACUCUUGCAUCCCUUCAGGGUGUCACAGCCCGAUAUUCUACGAGCAGAUCACCAGCGCCGGGAGGGCAUGUUCCAUUAUCAGGAACUUUCACAUAACGAUGAUGUAUCACAAUCACAAACCCGAUGCCUGUGGAUUACCGGUAAAGGCCAGUGCGCUUUUACUGCAGGUACAGUCAGGAGCGUGAUGAGGCAUAUAUUGUCAUGUCAUCUCCGUGAGCAUCAGCAGCCUGCCAGCCGGGUGCAGUGUCGAUGUGGGGGCUGCUCACUCCCAAGUACCAUAAGGCGAGACAGUAUUCGCCGACACAUCCGCGAAAUGCACUACGGGGACAAAUAUCGCCGCAAGUACUAA
Messenger RNA from Suillus paluster, 1101 nucleotides. RefSeq lists its product as uncharacterized. NCBI's taxonomy places the organism in Eukaryota, Fungi, Basidiomycota, Agaricomycetes, Boletales, Suillaceae. The transcript has 4 exons. Bases 1 to 1101 code for a protein of 366 amino acids. The record is from RefSeq and is a predicted model, not a curated record.